This is a messenger RNA of Puntigrus tetrazona (Sumatra barb), 7529 nucleotides long. It is a transcript of the gene uckl1a, whose product is annotated as uridine-cytidine kinase 1-like 1a. The record is from RefSeq and is a predicted model, not a curated record. The transcript is spliced from 15 exons. The coding region runs from base 83 to 1663 and encodes 526 amino acids. Gene Ontology annotation, cellular component: cytoplasm. Gene Ontology annotation, molecular function: kinase activity; ATP binding. Lineage: Eukaryota; Metazoa; Chordata; Actinopteri; Cypriniformes; Cyprinidae.
AUGCUUUUCGCUCUGCAUUAACAGCUGACUGUCGAGUCCAGCGUCAUGGCGAGUCGGAUCUGAGUGGAGAGUUUUGUAUGAGAUGGAGUGCAGGAGGAAAAACUCAAGCCGAUCGAACAGUGGAAGUGGUGAAGACUCUCUCGACAGACUCCUCCCUCCAGUCAGCACCUCUCGCAGGAAAAGCAGCACUUUGGGUAAAACAGAACCUCCACUGCUCCGCACCGGUACACGUACCAUCUACACAGCCGGCAGACCACCCUGGUACAAUGAACAUGGAGCCCAGUUUAAGGAGGCCUUUGUUAUUGGUCUGUGUGGUGGCAGUGCCUCCGGAAAAACUACUGUAGCCAAUAAAAUCAUUGAAGCGUUGGAUGUACCUUGGGUGGUUUUGCUGUCUAUGGACUCGUUCUAUAAGGUUCUGUCUCCAGAGGAACAAGCUCUAGCUGGCCAUAACGACUAUAACUUUGACCAUCCUGGAGCUUUUGACUUUGAGCUGCUUGUGACCACGCUGCGGAAACUUAAACAGGGAAAAAGUGUAAAAAUCCCAGUCUAUGACUUCACUACACAUGGACGCCAGAAAGACUGGAAAAAUGUUUACGGUGCCAGCGUCAUUAUCUUUGAAGGCAUCUUGUCCUUUGCAGACAAAGAGCUCUUGCAGCUGAUGGACAUGAAGAUUUUUGUAGAUACAGAUUCAGAUAUCCGGCUGGUACGGCGGCUGAGGAGGGACAUCACAGAGAGAGGCCGGGACAUUGAGGGGGUCAUUAAACAAUAUAAUAAAUUUGUAAAACCAGCCUUUGAGCAGUACAUCGAACCCACCAUGAGACUUGCAGACAUUGUAGUGCCACGUGGUGGAGGUAACAUGGUGGCCAUUGACCUGAUCGUUCAACAUGUUCACAGUCAGCUAGAAGAGCGUGAGAUUAGUGUCAGGGCUCUCCUGGCCACGGCCCAUCAGUCCCAGCCGCUUCCUCAGACUCUCAGUGUGUUGGAAAGCACACCACAGGUCCGCGGCCUCCACACCAUCAUCAGGAACAAAGACACCAGUCGUGACGAGUUCAUCUUCUACUCGAAGAGACUGAUGCGGUUGCUUAUUGAACAUGCGCUGUCUUUCUUGCCCUCCAAGGCCUGCUUCAUCCAGACACCGCAAGGCCAAGAGUAUGAGGGGCGAAGGUUUAGUGGAAAAGGGAUCACAGGUGUGUCCGUUCUUCGGGCCGGGGAGACCAUGGAACCUGCUCUGAGAGCUGUGUGCAAAGAUGUCCGUAUCGGCAAGAUUCUGAUCCAGACUAAUCUAGAUUCAGGAGAACCAGAGCUGCACUACCUGCGACUGCCCAGAGACAUCAGUGAGGACCAUGUGAUAUUGAUGGACAGCACCGUUUCCACAGGAGCAGCAGCCAUGAUGGCAGUCAGGGUGUUGCUGGACCACGAUGUCCAGGAAGACAAGAUUGUGUUGGUGUCUCUGCUGAUGGCGGAGUUGGGUGUUCACUCCGUGGCUUAUGCCUUCCCUCGUGUCAAAAUCAUCACCACCGCUGUGGACAAGAGCUUAGAUGACCUCCUUCAUGUCAUUCCAGGCAUAGGAGACUUUGGUGACCGUUACUUCGGGACAGAUGGGUCUUCAUCAUGGAGCGAUGAAGAACAGCAAGAACCACAUAGCUGCUCAUCGGAGGUUUGACCCGUUGUUCAAGCAAUUCGGGAAGUUGUGACUAGCGAGGAUCAACACUUACUGUAACUUCAUUAAACCAGCCAGGAACAAAAAAAUAGAUUUAAAAGCACAUUUAUGAGGUGCAGUAUUUUUUAGCACUUCAUUUAAUGACCGUAUAUGCAUGUGAUAUCUUAUUCCGGAGUACUGUUUGUUCCGUGCAUCGUCACGAUAGUUCAAAAUGUUAAAACUAGACAUUUUUAUAUAUUUAAGACAUGUAAACUAGACAUUUAUAUAUAAUUCUAAAUAAUAUUUUUUACAUUUGUAUAAAAAUACAAAUGAAUUAAUGGAUGGACGCAAUUGGCUGUUUAUUGGUUUCACACAAUAAACAUAAAAUAAAAAAUUUUAUUACACUUGAAAACGCUUUAAUCAUUUAACCACAUUGUUUAUUUCAGUUCAACAUAAUUUCUACAAUUUCAAAUGUUACUUUUUUUAAACGUGCUGCUGCACUAUUAACACCAGGGGGCAGUAUUUCACUCCUCCUGCCUCAUUGGGAUUUUGUAGGUUUAGUAAAGACAUUGAAAAUCCAACUAUGGAGCUAAAAUGCAUUUGAAGAUAAUUUGCUGAAGAUUUUUAGAGACAAUUGAGCUUAAAUGUUUCUCAAUAAAAAUCAGAAGACAACCUUGACCUAUCCAUGACCUUAGCAGCUAAAUAGAAUAGUGACUGAAGUCGAGGUGUUUUUGUUGAGAAACCCUGUGAGGUAACAAUUGCACGUAUACUAGAUACUCUGGGUGAAGGUGAAGGGCUCUUCACUAAGAGGAAAUAAAAGCAUUUCUAUUGCAAUGGAAUAAAUGAACUACCAUAUACAGGAAAAAUGUAGAGAUGAGUCAAAGUUAAAAGUUGUUAGAAGCAAAAGCCAUAGAAGGUUAUAAAAGAUAGAUAUGACAUCUGUUUCAACAAAAUUUAGGAAACUUGGCAUAAACAAGUCAUUUUUGAGAUCAGAAUGUUUUACCAAAUUAGGCAACUGGAAACAAAGGGCAGCUGUGAAAUAAUAAUAUUGAAUGUUUAUCUGAAAUUAGUAAAGCCACAGCUAUGAAGUUCCUGGUCUGUCGACUGCAUAACAGUCCAGUAUCACUUCACUAAACUAUUUCAGUUAUUUCAAAGGUUUCGUGAUGCGUUGUAGUACUCUUUUGAAUGCGUGACGGGGAUUGACAUGAAAGAGAAUAAUUUUUUCGAUGUGCUUCUGGAACUCGAAUGUUUCAGUUGCGUUGCCGUCUAUGCAGGGUCAAAAACAAUGACAAACAAUAGGAUAAUUAAAGCAACCAAUUAACAUAUUUUCCUUUAUUACAAAGAAAGGUUUUUUCAGUGUUGCCACGUUACGUUAGUUAUUGAAUAUGUACGCACUGGUCGGGAAUCAGUUAACUUUUUUGAUUAAAAUAGUUAGCAGCUGGAAAACUAUGUAAGAAUUGUCGACCACUGUUUCUAAGUAGUGCAACGCCGCUGUUAGUGACGCUGCUUGACAGCUGCACAGACCCUCAGAUUCUCUCUCUCUCAUAUAACUGCGAAUCAAUAGAUCAAGAUUCCACUAUUAUCUUUAAAAUGACUUUACGGAAUCGGCAGCGGAGGCUCGUGCUGAGAAUGUGUAAAAGAAACUAGCAUUUAAGGACAAAAUCCUUUUUUAAUGAUUUAACAGCACGUCAGCAAAUAAUUUCCUGAUAAAUUUGUAAAUAUCCGGCAUAGUUAAAAUGCCUUUUUGUAUGGUUUAACGUUAAAGCUGCAGUUCGAAACUUUUUCGUUCACGAUUCAAAAAAAUUCUAUAAAAAAAUAUCUCACGAAUCCAUUUAUCAAACCUUGUUUCUGGCUUGUCCUAAAUCAGUGCGAGUGUUAAUAUUCUGACUAUUUAGACUGGUUCGGGUAGGUUUACGUACAGAGAGAAGUAGCUCCGGCUACGAUGUUCUUCCGCAAGAUGCACACAGUUCUGUUUACUAACCGCUAAAGUGACAAAGGUUACGGGGCUGCAGCGUUAAAAACUAAUAGUGCUUGACUCUUAUUGAUGAGGCUCUGGGAGUAUGUAAUACGAAAAAAGUUUGGAAACACUGCAUUAUAAAUUUAACCUCUCUCCACAUUUUGAAAUGGUAGAACAAUGCAUGUUACAUAGUACGAGAAAUAACCUAAUGUACCAUUUCAAAAUGUUUAAUAACUCUUUUUUUGCAGUAUCUGUACAAAGCUGGCAUUGUGUAGACUACUAUAGAGACUACGUUGCAAUCUUACUAGGUUGCUACAACGUGCAGACCCUUUCUCCAGUGCUCUGAAACAUGGGUGACAUCUUGACUUAGCAGAGCUCCUCAUACAUGCUGGAUUCGCCUAGACAACAAACUGGUCUGCGACUGCAGCCUCAAGGUUAACCUGUUACUAUGGAAACAAGUCAGCCAAUAAAAAAACAGCAGACGGUUGCUAUGUUGACUGCACCCUUUUUGUUUUAAGGAUGACCUAUUUUUUUUUUCCAGAGCAAGUCAGAUGCAAGCUUGUGACACUCUCACACAUAAACACACACAGGGACGCAGUAACAGAGGUAGGAAAAGAGGUUACACUUUUACAACCACGGGUUCAUAUGUUCCGUUCGAGGAUUUGAAUGAAAUAAAUACGAAAAAAAUAAAAAUCCUAUGACCUCCUCCAUCUAUUUUGUAAUGUAAUCUUACUGUGAAAUGCGAUGAGAUUUUGUCUCAAUGGAGGGGAAUUCUUAAAUACCAUACCAUGACAGUGAGGCAGUUGUCAUAGGAACAGCAUGUACCACAGUGAAAGGCUGAUGUGACUGCAGCUUCAAUGGAUAAUUAGGGUAAACAAAGAACUCUUAAUGCAAUCCCUCAUCUACCUGAGUGUAUAAACUAAUCAAAGCCGGUUUAAUCAGAGCCUAAUCACAUCCAGAUUUAGAAUGAGAAAUGUCCUCUGGAAUAUUUGCUGAACCUUUUGCAUUGAUGCCUACAGACAUCACAAAAUGCAAAUCUAACACAGGCGCGCAUCUGUUUCUUCUCUAAGUCAGUAAGUCAGAGGAGCAAGACUCCACUAUGCGAGAUCUCACAUCUUUGUCGCUGUAAAAAUCCAUUGCUCUUCUUAAAUAACCUUAUUAAUACUGAACUAGGACAUGUUUAUUUUGGGGUUAGUUCUUCUUUUGCCAUUGAUUUAACACAUCUGAUUAACAUGAUCAUUUAAAUGCAUCUUGCUUAUUAUAGCAAUCGCAGUGUGCUUCAGAAACCCUCCGUCUUCCCCAGCUCCACCUGUAUAGAUCUGCUCCGGGGUAAUUCGUGUAUGAUAUGUAUUGGGGGUUAUUUCAUACAUGGUAUAUGUGCCGCAGCAGUAUUUACACGCUCACAGCAGCAUGUUGUGGAUUUAUUGGCAGUAGCAGGUCUUAGUACUUGCUCUGUGUAUCAGUGUAUCAGUAGCAGUGUAUCAGAUCUAUUCCACCAAGACCAAAAACAUUAACGUUGUUUUGUACAUUACCAUGCCAAUCUCUCAGAGAGUUGUCAUGAUAGAACUACAUAAGCAAAAAAAAAAGGUUCCUGUAAGUGUCCACCACAAUCUGAAGGCAAUUUGUAUAUUUCAAACUAUAAUUCAUAUGAAUUCUAACAAUAUUAUUGUUAAGUAUUCAUACAAUCUGUUUGCAUCGAUAAUUAGGUUUAGGGUUUGGGUUGAAGAAAACCUUCGUGCUUUUUUUCAUGCAGGUCACAUACAAAUUCAUAUGCCAUUGCCACCUUGUAAAAUUCUUGCAUUUUCUCGUGAGAUCAGAUUGUCUGGGCACUUAGUGGUGUAGAGAUUUAAUAAAUGGCUUAUUGUGAGUGAGAAAAUACUAUGUAAAUGCUAUAUGCUUUGUGUUUUUUGAAGUGCUACUUUAUUUAAAAAAGUAUAAACUUGACCCGACAUUUUAUGAAUAGUCAUUUUGAUAUAAAAACAUUACAAUCUUUUGCACAUUAGUACUUAAUUACACAGCUUUAAUACACACCACCCUGUUGUUUGAUAAGCAAACGCACAACAUUAGCUGCCACACUAAACUCAACUGGUCUUUGAGAUACACAGUAUAGCUAAAAUGAUGUGGAAAACAAAACAAAACAAAAAAUCCCAAAGCACAUAAUCAAAACUCACAGAGAUACUGCUGAGAUAAUUUUUCACCAGAAAAAUCAUUCCAAAAGGACAACCAGAAAGAAACAAAUACUUUCAGGAACACCAAGAGCAAAUUCCCUCCCCCCAUUUUCUUCUGUAAUUCUUCUUGUAACAUAUUUACAACAUUGCACCAACAUUUGAUAGCAACGAGGGCUUAGACAAGCUCUUUGAUUAUAUUUAGUUGACCUGAGCCCCUUUUUGUGUGCUCCAGCCAUUUGGGAUAAUUUAAUCCAGAUCACAUUAGCAUCAGAUUCAAAGACACCAAGAGACAGCGGCUAUAGUCCACAAAUCAUAGAUAUUUUGACAUUGUCCACUGGUGAAACUUGUCACUAUCUGGCCAUAAAAUCCCAAAUCCCCCUCCCAUAGACUUACAGGGCGACAUACACUAAUUUUAAAUCUCUUACUCAUUUGUUUUAUUUCUUUUCUUUUUUUUCUUUUUUUUUUUAAAUCUCCUAUUACUUUCGUGUAACAUACAGGAGAUUUUUUUUGCAGCAAUCUAAUGUAUGUGAUUCCAUUCAAUCUGAUCUGGACAUACAUGGACAUCCUGACUGCUUCUGAAAUGAUGGGGGAAAGGGAUUGUCUAUGAUACAUUUCUUCUGACCAACUGUUAUAUUCCUAACUGUCCAGUUUUUUAUUUAGAGAGUCCUCCUUGAGUCCUCAUUGGUCUCCCUCAGUCCUGAAGCGAUUCACUUUGUGCUCUUUCUCAGAUGAAGAAAAAGGCAUAUAAAUCAAACAAUCCACCGACAACAGCAAGAAAUAAACCAUUCUCUGAUACCACAGGACAGUGCUAGUUUCACUUUUCUUUCUUUUCUUUUUUUUUAUCCCUUUACAAGGGUAUUUUUUUCUUGAAAGCAUGCAUCUUUUUAAUCAGGCAAAGUGCAUAAACAGUAUUGACAAAGAAAAACACUUACUUUACCGCAUUGAAGUGCUGUGGUGACUUAUGUGACAGUUUGAAUUGAUGUAUGACCAAAACAAAAAAAAUAACAUGAAAAGACAUUGGGGGUCUCUUGUGAGAUAUGUCAACAUUUUGUGUGCAAUUAUUUAAUAUUUUUGUUCACUGUCCCUGAGCUUUUGCUAAUUCUCUCCAUGAUCUUGCUUUAUUGAAAAUUGCAAUUUACCAUCUAUUACUUUUAACAGAUUUUAAAUCUAGUACUCUUCAAUUUCAGAAGGGCACUGUCUCAGACAGACAACAUGCUAAGCAUGAGAUAUUUGUGCUUAAUAAGAAAAUACUUUCUUGGCGUACAGGAUCUAUUUGACCAGUCGAAUUAGAAUCUUUAUUUUAGCUCUGAAAUUAUGAUUAAUUUUUUUUUUUACAUAAAUAGAGGCUUUGACUUUACAAAAAUAGGGCCAUGUGUUUCCUAAAGCUCUUAGGCAAUAGAUAGCUUUUAGCCAUUUUAAAAUAGGAUCAACUCUUCUAUGAACAGAUGAAAUAAAUUAUUUUGUUAAUAUAUGAUAUUUUGCUUGGCAAUAGCUUUUGAUUGGCUUUCUAAUAAUGUUCAAUUUCUGUGUAGAAUUUUUUGUAAAACAGUACUUUGCUGAGGGCGUCUGCCAAAUAAUUUUUUUCUUCUUUUUAGAGGGCCACGGGGACACAAUUAAACUGUGCUUCUUAACAAGUUACUUCUGUAAUAGACUUGUGCUCUGUUUGUUCUACUUUGGGAUUAUCUAGGCAUCAAAUACAAGUUUGACCCGCAAUUCCGAUGGUCACUCUGUCCUUAACUACAACAUGUAAUGACAAAAACAAGAA